AUUGUUCAAGGACUGCUUUGCACCAUGCAAUGACACAAUACGCACCUUCAUUAAUCGACUCUCCCUGUUUGUCUCGGGCUCCCCGUUAUCUACAGCGAGAUGUCUGACAAGGAAUUCGGUGGGAACGAUGAUUUGUCGCUACCCAAAGCGACCGUCCAGAAGAUCAUAAACGAAGUCCUCUCGUCACCAUCGAUCCAAGGCGAUGUUCCUCAGCCAAUGACUUUCGCCAAAGAGACGCGCGACCUGCUGAUCGAAUGCUGCGUCGAGUUCAUCACCAUGCUCAGUUCUGAGGCCAACGAAAUUGCGGAGAAGGACGCCAAGAAGACUAUUGCGUGCGAGCACAUCACCAAGGCUCUCGAGGAGCUCGGCUUCGCAGAGUAUGUACCUGAGUUACAGAGUGUGGCGGAGCAAUUCAAGAGUACCCAAGGUGGACGCGAGCGAAGGCAAACCAAGAUCGAGCAAAGCGGGCUCAACGAAGAGCAGCUGAUCAGAGCGCAAGAGGAGCUGUUCAGAAGCGCUGGGGAGAAGUAUCAAACCAUCGCUUCACCAACCGAAGGCUGAAACGCCCGGGUAUGAGUGCAUGCGAAGUCACGAUGAGACGACGAAUUACUGUGUAGCGUGGCGCUACGGUGUACGGCAGCAAUUUGAUACCCCUGGGAUGGGCUGGAGUCAUGAAAACGUCGCGAACUAAGUCCAUAUAAAAAGUGGCGCUGCCGAUGGCGCGAUGGCAAGCUCAUCCGCCAAGAUGUAGAACAAUCACAGAGCAGCUUCAAGGAGACACCUACC
Baudoinia panamericana UAMH 10762 is the source of this 786-nucleotide messenger RNA. RefSeq lists its product as uncharacterized. The record is from RefSeq and is a predicted model, not a curated record. NCBI's taxonomy places the organism in Eukaryota, Fungi, Ascomycota, Dothideomycetes, Mycosphaerellales, Teratosphaeriaceae. Gene Ontology annotation, molecular function: general transcription initiation factor activity; protein heterodimerization activity; TBP-class protein binding. The coding region runs from base 100 to 561 and encodes 153 amino acids. The transcript is spliced from 4 exons. Gene Ontology annotation, cellular component: negative cofactor 2 complex. Gene Ontology annotation, biological process: negative regulation of transcription by RNA polymerase II; RNA polymerase II preinitiation complex assembly; chromatin remodeling.